Molecule: messenger RNA, 783 nt
Organism: Macrosiphum euphorbiae (potato aphid)
Lineage: Eukaryota; Metazoa; Arthropoda; Insecta; Hemiptera; Aphididae
Source: the annotation of a GenBank genome assembly
AUGGCAAAUAAUUGUGUUACGUGUGGACGUAUUAGAGAUCGUAAUAUGAAUUCAACCAAUUGGAAGAGACACACUAAUGCUUGUGCAUUAAAAAACAUUACUAACAAAAGGAAAAAAAAAUUAAACGAAGUACAACUGCAGUCAAACUCAAUUCAUAAUUUUUUUAAUAAAAGGAUAAAAAUCCAAGCCACUAACGUAUCUGGUAAUUCAAAUUCAUUGGACCACAGUAUUGCAUAUUAUGAGUUGAAUAUCGAUUGUAGUAUGAAUUUAAACAAUGAUUUAGUUAAUUCUAUUAAUCCAGAAGUAUCUGGUAAUUCAAAUUCAUUGGACCACAGUAUUGCAGAUGAGAAACAUGAGUUGAAUAUUGAUUGUAGUAUGAAUUUAAACAAUGAUUUAGUUAAUUCUAUUAAUCCAGAAGUAUCUGGUAAUUCAAAUUCAUUGGACCACAGUAUUGCAGAUGAGAAACAUGAGUUGAAUAUUGAUUGUAGUAUGAAUUUGAACAAUGAUUUAGUUAAUUCUAUUAAUCCAGAAGUAUCUGGUAAUUCAAAUUCAUUGGACCACAGUAUUGCAGAUGAGAAACAUGAGUUGAAUAUUGAUUGUAGUAUGAAUUUGAACAAUGAUUUUGUAACAUCUACUAAUUCAGAAGAGAUACCCAUCAUAGAAACAACUAAAUUUGACAAUGAUCCUGCUUAUAUCCCUAGUUCUAUAUCUGCUGAACUAUUGAGUUACUUCGCCAACCUUGGCCCUUGCCAGCCAACACCAAAUGAUUUACCCCAACAUUAA